UUGGGAGGGGAAGCUACUCUUGGCAAUUUAAUAACAUCAAAGUGAACGUAGACUAAAUAAACAUUGUAUCGGUAUGUUUUAUUACCUUUUUUAACGGAUGUCACCUGGAAAGAACUGGACAUUGAGUAUUGUGUCUCAACACACACCGAAGUAUAGGUGCCAUUUAUAGCAUUUCCCUAAGUAGCUGUGAGAGUACAACCCAGAUAUUGUUGCUUCUGUAAGGUCACCUUGGUAAGAGCCGAUUGUAGGAGCGUCAUGUUUGAGCUUCCUUCACACCUGGGGCAACUGUCAGGGUUGGGCCUACUAUGGACCGGCCUAUCAGGGGCCUACGUCAUCAAGGGUUUAUAUCAGGUCAUCAGGGGCUCUACUGUGCACAGGGACUUCGAUGGCGAAAAGGGUCUACUGCGAUUUACCAAGAGACCUGUGCGGCGCCUGUUCCUCGGUCUGGGGAUGAACGGAGCCAUCUGUAUCGCUGUGUACAACUCUUACUGCUUCGGUAUCCAUGACUUUGGCUGGCUCCAGGGCCUACUCAACAGGGUCUCCAACCCUGGGGUCAUCAACACAGAUGAGAUGUCUACAUUGGUGGGUUGUAGCCUGCUGUUUUCCCACACCCUACUGCGCUGGUACAGCAGUGUGUACGUGAACGUGUUCAGCUCCUCUUGCACCCAGGACCUGCUGGACUGGCUGGCCCCUCACCUCUACACCGUCAUGGCUGGGCUCACACUCGUCUCGGAUGCUCCACCCCUCGAUGGGAAAGGCUUCGGUUGGUUCAGCACAUCAGUGCUGAGUUGGCGCCAUGCAGCCGGGGUUGCCCUGUUUGCGGUUGUCUCGUACCAGGACUACCAACUGCAGUACCAGCUGGCCAGGUUGAGGAAGAACAAGAGUGGUCAUGUAGUAAGUGAGGACCACAAGCUGCCCAAGGGAGGAGUGUUUGAGCAUGUCUCCUCUCCUCAGUUCCUAUAUGAGAUCCUCAUCCAGGCUUCCAUUGGAGUAACCCUAGGGUUUGGACACCAGGCGUGGUGGCUGUGUACAGGAUACGUGGCAGUCAGUCAGCUGGUACGGGGUCUGGCUAGACAGCGCUGGUACUGCAAGAAGUUCGAGGCCCUGCCCGCCGGCCGCAAGGCUGUCAUCCCAUACCUGAUGUAGGGGGCCCAGUACAGGCUGUCAUCCCAUACCUGAUGCAGGGGGCCCAGUACAUCACAGCCCUGACCGGGGGCUGCAAGGCUGUCAUCCCAUACCUGAUGUAGGGGGCCCAGUAUAUCACAGACACUGGGCUGACUUGCGUUGAACUUAUAUUAAACAGCAUAAUCAUGAAUGUGUGUACAAAUAUUAUACAUUAUUUACAAUUUACUUACAAUCUUUUGUCUUCAUGACAGCAUGUUAUGCAUCAUAUUACUAUUAUUCUGACUUAUUGAUUGUAUGCAUAUAUUUUGUUUGAUUGCCAUCUUAGGCAUAAUUAGGAAUAUAAAAAAUUUAGAUUUGUAACACGAUAAACUGGAAACGUCUUCCAUAGCUGGCUUAUCAAAGCACAGUUUGUCUUUAUUAUAUGAACAUGAACUGUUAGCUAUAGCAGUGUAUACAACAUAACCCCAAGCACAAAUCCCAGACAAAAUGCCUUCUUAUCAUUUAAACAAUAUAAUUUAAUUAAUAUUGCAAAUGAUGCCCACAUUGUUGAAAUGUUAAUUCCUUGUUACAACAGUAAUUAUGUCCCCCUUCGAAGAAGAGGGGGUAUAUUGUUUUGCACAUGUCGGUCGGUCCGUCGGUUGGUCUGUCCGUCCACUAGAUGGUUUCCGGAUGAUGACUCAAGAACGCUUAGGCCUAGGAUCAUGAAACUUCAUAGGUACAUUGAUCAUGACUGGCAGAUGACCCCUAUUGAUUUUUAGGUCACUAGGUCAAAGGUCACAGUGACUCGAAAUAGUAAAAUGGUUUCCGGAUAACUCGAGAAUGCUUACGCCUAGGACCAUGAAACGUCAUAGGUACAUUGAUCAUGACUGGCAGAUGACCCCUAUUGAUUUUCAGGUCACUAGGUCAAGGUCACAGGGACUCGAAAUAGUAAAAUGGUUUCCGAAUGAUAACUCAAAAAUGCUUACACCUAGGAUCAUGCAUAUGAACAUUGAUCAUGACUGGCAGAUGACCCCUGUUGAUUUUCAGGUCAAAGAUCAACGUCACAGUGACUUGAAACAGUAAAAUGGUUUCCGGAUGAUAACUCAAGAAUGCUUACGCCUAGGAUCAUGAAACUUCAUAGGAACAUUGAUCAUGACUGGCAGAUGACCCCUAUUGAUUGUCAGGUCACUAGGUCAAAAGUCAAGGCCACAUUGACUCCAAACAGUAAAAUGGUUUCUGGAUGAUAACUCAAGAAUGCUUACGCCUAGGAUCAUGAAACUUCAUAGGUUCAUUGAUCACGACUGGCAGAUGACCCCUUUUAAUUUUCAGGUCACAAGGUCAAGUUCACAGUGACUCGAAACAGUAAAAUGGUUUCCUGAUGAUAACUCAAGAAUAAUAGGCCUAGGAUCAUGAAAACUUCAUCGUACAUUGAUCAUGAUUGGCAGAUGACCCCAAUUGAUUUUUAGGUCACCAGGUUAAAGGUCAAGGUCACAGUGACACAAAACGUAUUCACACAAUGGCUGCCACUACAACUGACAGCCCAUAUGGGGGGGCAUGCAUGUUUUCCAAACAGCCCUUGUUAAAUAUCAUUUCCAUUUAAAUGCCCCCCCCCCCUCCCCAUCUAUUGAUGAUGGAGACAUUUAGUGAUCUACUCUUAUCUGUACAGAGAAUCAUCCAACAUGGCAUAUUUCACCCCCAACAUCAAAUAAUGCUGAAGCUUUGAUGAAUGUCUUUGAAGAGUGGUUCUCAACAUAACCUGACCUCAUCUUUGACAUGGGCAUUGACCUAAUUUUGGAGUUAUAUUAUGGGUUAAAUGGGAUGCACUAGUAAUCUGUUAUGUUGGUUUGUCUGCAAUCUUGUUAUUCACUGGUGCUUUUCUGCUCAUCUACCCACGCGAGGUUACCUUCUCUCCCAUCAUUCUAGGGAACUGGUCGUCGGGUAUGCAAGAUUGCUCAGAUAUUUACCACUGAAUACUGACAGUUGUAAAGUAACAUAUCUUCAUGAAUGUUUAUUCAUGUAUCAUGUGCCCUGUGCAUGGAUUAUGUGUUUGAGUGGGUCUUAUUGACACGUAUAGCGUGAAUGUAAAUUCAGAUAUAAAUAUUUUGAUACUUCUUGGACCUUAUGUUCUUUGUUGUUUACAGAUUUUAUUUUUAUACCUAUAUUACAAUUUAUUGCCAUGCUUUCCUUACUUAUAUUGGUUGUAAACAGAGCUUUUUUAACUUUAUUGCUUUCAAAAAGCUAAUCACUCCAUAUGUAUACCUAUAAUUUAAAUAAUAAAUAAACAAACAAACUUCACAUUAUUUGUCACUACCGAAGGACAGAGUUGGCAUAGAUCUAGUCACUACCGAAGGACAAAGUUGGCAUAGAUCUAUCAAUGUGUAAAGUGGCUUGAGUUCAACAACAAAAGCAUUCCUUAGACUUAGGAAAAUGUUUAAAGAAAGCAACGAAAACUUAUAAUCACAUAUGCUGAUGUGUUUUUUUCAAAUAAAAAACAAUUAAUUUUCAUAAUACAUUUCAAAGAUGAUACAUUUUUGCAUACAAUCAAUUUUAACUAGAGCUUUGUCACAGACGUGACGAAUACCCCCACAUGCCGCAUUGACACAGAAUAUUGUGCAUGUUGUCUUCACAACAAAUGUUUAAAAGUGACCUCGUGACCUAGUUUUUAACCCAUGUUCGAACUUGACCUACACAUCAUCUAGAUACAACUUCUGACCAAGUUUGGUGAAGCUCUGAUGAAAACUACUUGAAUCAUUGAGCGGACACCUUACUCAAUGUUUAAAACGCACUGUGACCCCGUGGCCUAGUUUUUGACCCAACAUGACCCAUAUUCAAACUUGACCUAGACAUCAUCAAGAUACAACAUCUGACCAAGUUUGGUGAAGAUCGGAUGAAAACAACUUGAAAUAAAGAGCGGACAAUUAAUACGGACUGACGACCGACAGACAAGCUCGCUUCUUUAUAACCCCCUAAACUUAGUUUGUGGGGGUAUAAUAAUU
Molecule: messenger RNA, 4100 nt
Organism: Dreissena polymorpha
Lineage: Eukaryota; Metazoa; Mollusca; Bivalvia; Myida; Dreissenidae
Product: polyprenol reductase-like
Exons: 7
Coding region: 256-1146 (296 amino acids)
Biological process (GO): dolichol-linked oligosaccharide biosynthetic process; polyprenol catabolic process
Cellular component (GO): endoplasmic reticulum
Molecular function (GO): 3-oxo-5-alpha-steroid 4-dehydrogenase activity
Source: RefSeq, a predicted model, not a curated record